Talaromyces rugulosus is the source of this 1305-nucleotide messenger RNA. RefSeq lists its product as uncharacterized. The annotation marks the transcript as partial. The transcript is spliced from 2 exons. The record is from RefSeq and is a predicted model, not a curated record. NCBI's taxonomy places the organism in Eukaryota, Fungi, Ascomycota, Eurotiomycetes, Eurotiales, Trichocomaceae. Gene Ontology annotation, molecular function: heme binding; iron ion binding; monooxygenase activity.
AUGGCGCUUACAACAACGACACUCUUGCUCCUUCAGUUUGGAGUGCAAGGAACAGCUGUUCUCUUAUCAAUACUGGUCGUGCUGCGAUGCAUCUAUCGCCUGUUCUGGCACCCAUUGUCCGGCAUCCCCGGGCCCAGGAUUGCAGCGUGCACAUCGCUCUGGCUGGCCUACCACACAUUUGCUGGCGAUGAGAGUACGGUUAUUUUUGAGCUGCACAAAAAAUACGGCCGGACCCUCCGGGUGGCUCCCAAUGAUGUGGAUUUCGACGAUGGCGAUGCUGUCGGGCCCAUCUACGUCGCGCGAGGCGGUUUCCCCAAGACCCCGCAAUAUUCAAAAUUUGAUAUCGAUGGCCACCACACCAUCUUUUCCACCUUGACUUUGUCGGAACGUGCUCAGCGGGCCAAAGCCGUGUCUCCGUUGUUCUCAACCGCAUCAAUCCGCGAUGCUGACGCGACGCUGGACAAAGUGGUCGGCGACUUUGUACAACGACUGCGCAGCGAAGGCCAGACUGGGGAACCGGUGAAUCUGCUCAAUGCUGCUCGCGGCAUGGCCAUCGAUGCCAUCAGCGCCUAUCUUUUCCAGCAGCGAUACGGCGGUGUCGGAGAGAAAACUGAAGUCAUGUCUGCCUCGCCGUUUGUAGACGCCUUUGUCGGUGUGGGUGCGUAUUUCAACCUCUUGCCCGGCAGUGUUGGAGAUCUAAUCCAGCAAUUGACCGAAUAUUGGUGCGCCGACACCAAAACGAACACUGCAUUUACACUUAUAGACAAGUUCACCUCGCAACUUGUGGCCUCUUCCGUGCCCAAAAGUAGGAGCUAUCAAAGCCUGUUGCUGGAACAUGUUUCACCGCUACAGUCACAGAUUGAAUUGAAAGAUGUGUGUUUUGCAGGGACUGAUUCAACGAGUACAAACACGGCCACAAUUAUAUGGUACUCGCUUCUCCGUGAGGAAGUCCGACAAAGGACUGCUCAAAACGAAGACCUAAGCACAGGCCCAUAUCUACGUGGGGUCGUGCGUGAAGGCCUUCGACUUUCGUGGGCAAAUCCAACCCGACUCCCUCGCGAGGUUCCCAAGGGUGGUUGGCAAUUCAAAGGUCACUUCUAUCCGGAAGGAACCAGCGUCGGCGUCAGUGCCACACAGUUACAUCUAGACGAGGCUGUUUAUCCAGAACCCCAGAGCUUUCAACCUGAGAGGUGGGAGAAUGCCACAGACGCGAUGCUGAACAAUUUCUUCGCAUUUGGCAAAGGAACCCGGACAUGCAUAGCUAAGAAUCUGGCCAUGGCUGAACUUACGCUGGCGACAUUGAAG